Molecule: messenger RNA, 1080 nt
Organism: Penicillium concentricum
Lineage: Eukaryota; Fungi; Ascomycota; Eurotiomycetes; Eurotiales; Aspergillaceae
Product: TauD/TfdA dioxygenase family protein
Exons: 4
Coding region: 1-1080 (359 amino acids)
Cellular component (GO): cytoplasm
Molecular function (GO): 2-oxoglutarate-dependent dioxygenase activity
Source: RefSeq, a predicted model, not a curated record
AUGGCUCCCUCUCUUACCACCGAGACCGCAGUCCCUAUUGCACCAGGCCCCGGACGAGCGCCUUUGAAACUUAGUGGUGCUUUGGAUGCUUUUGAGUCCUUUGAUGUCACGCCAGUCAUUGGACGCGAGUUUCCCAAUGCAAGCCUGAAGGACUUCUUGUGUGCUCCGAACUCCGAUGAUCUGCUUCGAGAUCUUGCCAUUACCAUUUCCCAGCGAGGAGUUGUCUUCUUCCGCAAGCAGGAUGCUCUGACAGAUGACAUGCAAAAGGAAUUGGCUCAGCGACUUGGAGAGCUCUCGGGAAAGCCGAAGACUUCCGGACUACAUGUCCACCCGAUUGCUAACUCACGCCGAGAGCAAGGUGUCAAGGAUGACGAAAUCAGCGUGAUCAACUCACAGGAGGGCAAAAAGCUCUACAAAUCCCGCGUUACCCGCCACCAGACUGCCAGAAAGGAGUGGCAUAGCGACAUUACAUUUGAACCUAUUCCGAGCGACUAUACGAUCUUGCGUUUGACCGUUCUCCCAAGGACUGGCGGAGAUACUCUGUGGGCUUCGGGAUACGAGCUAUAUGACCGCCUUUCACCACCUUACCAGAAAUUCUUGGAAGGGUUGGAGGCAACCUUUUCGCAGCCUCAAUUCAAUCAGUUUGCGAAGGAUAGCGGAUUCGAGGUUUUCAAGGGCCCUCGCGGUGCCCCUGAGAAUAUCGGGGAAGAUCUGCGUGCUGAGCACCCAGUAAUCCGCACCAAUCCUGUCACAGGAUGGAAGAGUAUCUUCGCUAUUGGCACUCAUGUGGAGAAAAUCAACGGACUGAGCGAUGAAGAGAGCAAGCAUCUCACCGACUGGUUCGUAAACUUGAUCAUGGAGAAUCAUGAUCUGCAAGUGCGCCACCGCUGGCAAAACCCGAAUGAUCUCGCUGUCUGGGAUAACCGGUCCACAUAUCACGCUGCGACUUGGGACUACGAAGAUGUUGGUCCUCGGGCUGGCCACCGCGCUGUCAGUCUUGGAGAAGUGCCGUUUUACGACCCGAAGAGCACUGGAAGACGGGAAGCGCUGGAGAGAGAAGUACUUGAGAAAGGCAAAUAA